AUGCUCGGCUUCGUGUGCUUCCUCUGUCCGGGGAUGUACAACGCCCUCACCGGCCUGGGAGGCGGAGGGCAAGUCAACGCGACAGUCUCUGCAAACUCGAACUCCGCGUUGUACGCGACGUAUGCGUUCUUCGCGUUCUUCUCAGGAACCGUGAACAACAAGAUCGGGCCAAAACGUACGCUGUUACUCGGCACUCUGGGAUAUGCUCUUUAUAUCGGGUCAUACUUGGCGAUCAACAUCCACCCUAAUGCAGGCGCAUUCGUCGAGGCUGCAGGAGCAUUGCUUGGUGUUACGGCUGCUUUCCUCUGGACUGCUCAAGGCUCGUUGAUGCUAAGCUACGCGACAGAGUCGCAGAAGGGUCUCUUCAUCGGCAUUUUCUGGGCGAUUUUCAACAUGGGUGCUGUUGUUGGCUCCUCCGUGUCAUUGGGCCAAAACUUUGAUAGCACUGUACUCGGGAAUGGAACAUACAUUGGGUUCUUGAUUCUCACCCUCAUUGGGGUCACGGUGCCUUUAAUGAUGGCAUCGCCGGAGUCGAUGCUAAGGACCGAUGGUACACGCCCCGUUGUUGAGCGGAAACCUUCAUGGGCGUCUGAGUUCUACAACCUCUGGCUGGCGCUAUGGUCCGAUCCGAUGAUUCUGUUGCUGUUCCCAAUGUUCUUUGCCAGUAACUAUUUCUACACGUGGCAGUUCAACGACUACAAUUCGGCACUGUUCGAUAUCCGAGCCCGUGCUUUGAACAAUCUCGCUUACUGGUUGUCGCAGAUCUUCGGAUCUUUCCUCAUUGGCUACUUCGUGCUGGACCAGAAACGCAUGCGGCGCCGCGUACGCGCGUUCACAGGGUGGGGUAUUCUCGUGGCGCUCACUUUCACGGUGCACAUCUGGGCGUACUUCUACCAGCGGACCUACACGCGAGUUUCGAUCCCCGAUGACGCGCAAAAGAUGGACAUCCACGAUCCUCGAUACCCGGCGCAUGUGUGGCUGAUGAUCUUCUACGGCCUGCUUGACUCGAUGUGGCAGACAUGCGCCAUGUGGCUCAUUGGUGCGAUGAGCAACGACGCCAACAAGCUAGGAGUGUUUUCGGGAUUCUAUCAUUCGAUCCAGUCGGCCGGAGCUGCAAUCGUCUGGAGGCUGGAUGCGAUCGACACCCCAUACAUGAACAUAUUCAUCUCCACUUGGUGCAUAGUGGCUGCGGGUCUAGCAUUCGCGCUGCCCAUGAUUCACCUGCGCGUCAAAGACCACACAACCUUCGAGGAUGAGACUCUGAUGAAGCAGGAUCGGGUCGAACCGGCGAAAGUCGAGAAGCCGAUCGCUGAAGACUGA
Messenger RNA from Coniophora puteana RWD-64-598 SS2, 1320 nucleotides. RefSeq names its product MFS general substrate transporter. Gene Ontology annotation, biological process: transmembrane transport. Bases 1 to 1320 code for a protein of 439 amino acids. NCBI's taxonomy places the organism in Eukaryota, Fungi, Basidiomycota, Agaricomycetes, Boletales, Coniophoraceae. Gene Ontology annotation, molecular function: transmembrane transporter activity. The transcript has 10 exons. The record is from RefSeq and is a predicted model, not a curated record.